Polistes canadensis is the source of this 2122-nucleotide messenger RNA. RefSeq lists its product as uncharacterized. The record is from RefSeq and is a predicted model, not a curated record. The transcript is spliced from 4 exons. Lineage: Eukaryota; Metazoa; Arthropoda; Insecta; Hymenoptera; Vespidae. The coding region runs from base 176 to 1201 and encodes 341 amino acids.
AAAAUGGGUAAAUUCAAAUGAAAUAUAUUAGGUGAAGGUAAUCUCAGUUGGUAGCCAAUGCUUCUAGUGUGAAACUCUUUUAUUACAUUUUAUAAUAUAAAAAUUAGUAGUUUUAAUUUAUUACUUUUUGCAAUUGGAUUUUGUUUUAAUUAUAGUUUUUGACCGUUAAUACAAAAUGGACCAAGAUGUUAUAAGAUUGAUAUAUUUUAUAAUUUUUACUACAUUUUUAAACAAUUUAGGAUUAUGUUUACAACAUUCUAAAUAUACCAAAUAUGAUAUAAAAAAUGAGAAAGAUUGUCAUAUUGGAUCAAAUAAACAUAAUAAAGAUUUAGCAGUCUUAAUUAAUAUUACAUUUGAUCAUCAAUCAAAUGCUGAUACAUAUUGUAAAUUUGUUAUUAAAACUAACAAAGAAGAUGGUUUGUUUGGUGUGAUACAAAAAAUGACAUUCAGGCGUAAUAAGACACAGUGUUUAGAUUACGUACAGUUCAAAAGGAGCGACUUGCAAAAGACACCAAAAUUUUGUGGAAAUUAUGAUCGCAGCACAACUAAAUAUUAUCCAGUCCCUGAACAAGAAAAUAGUACUUAUGAAUUUGCAUCAUUUUUUUCUGGAAGCACUUAUGCAGAAUUUGAUACUAAAGGCAUGUUAGAAACUACGGUAUUUAUUUCCAAAGAGAAACACUCGCUUACAGAAGAAAUUCUUUCUCUCACCCUUGUUUAUACGCCAUAUAAAAGAUGCAAGGAAAAUUUAAAUACUAAUUAUACAAAAAUAAAGUUUGAAUCAUGUAUUUUGCAUAAUUACUUUUGCGAUGGAUAUCAAAAUUGCGUACCAAAUAUUUGUCAAGACGAAGUCAAUUGUACAACUAGUACUGAUGUCUUCACCCACAGCACUGGAACAAAAAUAACAAUGGGUGCUGUGACGACACUAGUUGUAUGUACAAUUAUUUUUGGUGUGUGCGUAUGGGCAUGUAAAAAAAAAGAUAUGAUCUUUUGGUCUUUGGAUUGUUCUGGUCCAAGUGCACGCUCAUCGGAUAGAUUAGCGAGAUCAGGUGUACAAGAGUCUGAAAGUACUAGUAACCGUCAAGUUCCAACAGCUCCAAUGUUAGAAGUUGUUGUACCACCUCCUGUCAUAGAUAAAGAUCUUCCACCUAGCUAUGAUUCCUUAUUUCCAGAACAGAAUAAUUCUACUGUGCAGCAAGUGUAAGUUAUUGAUGAUAAUCCUUUUUUGUAUCAAAUUUUUACAGUCUAUUACCUAAUGUUUUAAUUAGGUGAUGCUGUUUUUUUUAACUAUGUAUAUUUACAAGUAUAUAGGGAAAUAAAACCAGGAAUAAGUCUUGUAGAAUCAAAGGUUAAGUCUUAGGAUUAAAAUUAGUCAUAAAUAAUGGAGUACAAAUCUCUGCCUAAUUCGGUUCAUUUUUUUUUCUAUAUGAGUAUCAAAGUUCAUAACUUUAUAAUGCAUUUUUUUUUUUAUAACAAUCAACUUUUACAACAUAUUUCUGAUAUAGUGUAUACACAUGAUUGUAUUCAUAACUUUUAUUUUUUAUUAAGUAACAAGUAUGCUUUGUAUUUUAUUAAGAAGGUGCAUUUUUUAAACAGUUUCAAUUAUAGUGAUUAAUAAGAUAGUUAAUAUGAAAAUCAGUUUUAUACUUUAUAUUUUGAUAAGUUAUAGAAUUCAUAAAAUAUAAUAAAGUAUUAUUUCUUUUAAACAAUUUUGUAUAAAAAUCUUGAAACAUAUAAUCUUUAGAUAUGAUAAAACUUACAUUAAUUUAAAUAACUUAAGAAAAAACAUUUAUAUUGACAUCUGUAAUAUAUAAAUAAUUCUAAGAUAUUUUUUUACUUUUGAGCGAGCCAUGACAUUUGUCUCAAUAUUGUAUUAAUUAUUAUAUCAGUAUUUAAUACAAAUAUUACACCAUAAAUACAGUUUAUUUCAAUGUUAUCGUAUUAUUUUACAAUUAUUUAUUUUGCGAUCAACGAUUAAUAAAAGUAUUGAUAGAAUAAGCGUUACAAAAAUAUAAUCUGUAUCGGUAAUAUAGGCCUUAAUAUGCAAACGUGUAUAUGCGUAUGCGUGUAAACAAUUUGCAAUGUAUUUGUAUAAUGAAAUUUUGUAAAUAUAUAUCCUUAUAUA